This is a messenger RNA of Guillardia theta CCMP2712, 669 nucleotides long. RefSeq lists its product as hypothetical. Lineage: Eukaryota; Cryptophyceae; Pyrenomonadales; Geminigeraceae. Bases 1 to 669 code for a protein of 222 amino acids. The transcript has a single exon. The record is from RefSeq and is a predicted model, not a curated record.
AUGCAAGGGUGUCAUAGUUUCUAUGUCGCGUCGCUGUGGCAUCGCAAGUACGAGAAUGUUCUGGUGAACCACUCGGUCGUAAAAUUGCUCCGUGAGCGCGCAUCCAUGCUUGAACAACAGGAGAGAUUCUUUGCUGCGCAACAAGGAAGGGAGAGUGAAGGAGAGGUGUUGCCCCAGCCUAGCAUUUCCUCAAUCACAAGCUCUGAGAACAUGCAGUCCUUGGAUUCCUCACUGCCGCCUAUUCAGCAGCCCAGUGGCAAGAGGAAGAAUACCAAGGCCAUGUUCUCCGAGGCAGAGCAUGCCGAAGAGAUUGUCUUCGCCGCUAAGAACAAGUUUGCUGUCAAGAGAGUCAAAGGCGGGGUUGAGUUCUGGAGACGGAUCGAGCCCAAGGGAGCUGAAGACCCUUCGAGCAACGCGCUCACUAGAGAGCAGGGGCGACAAGGAGCGAUCGGAGCGAAGGAGUCCGCAGACAGGACGGAUUCGUCCCUGUCAGAGCCAAUCUACCUUCAGACUAAUGUCAAUACCUACCUCCCGCAGAUCCGAAACACCCUGGCAAAGAUGUCCUUGGAGCGAGCCGCGCUGCAGCAGAGCUCGUACAUGCUCAAUCGGAGGUUUGCUCCGAGCAGGAGGGCCAAGAGAGCACCAGUGAUAUCUCUCUCGAAGGUUUGA